Messenger RNA from Cotesia congregata, 2067 nucleotides. Lineage: Eukaryota; Metazoa; Arthropoda; Insecta; Hymenoptera; Braconidae. The record is from the annotation of a GenBank genome assembly.
AUGACCAAUGCAGAAUUCAAGCGGGACCGUCGUAUGCUCGAGCCCGUACCAUCAGCUAGUCGAUUUAUCGAACAAUCGUUUUACGAGUCAGCAGAAACUUUGCUGUCGAUGAAGAAUGGUGGUUUUCCGAAGGUGGACGAGAUAAAGCAGGAGAAACGGGAUGAGGAUGACGAGGAAGAGAUGGACAUAGACGAGCACUCUUACGGUAACAAUUCGAUGGAGAUGGACGAAGAGGACUCUGAGCCAAUGCCUGAGCUGGGACCAGCUGCACUAGGGCUUCAGAGAGUUGGAACUAAGCCUCCUCCAAAGAAGGCUAACCCACCUCAGCCGGUCCAGGUUUUAAACAGACGAGGGAUGCCUGCGAGAAUUCGAAAGAAGAAUAAAUUAUUUUACGAUGAUAUUCUUGUCAAUCAUCCUCAUCACAGAAUAAAAAAAGAACCAGGAACCCCAGAGGUAAAACAAUCACCCCGUAGAAUGUUAAAACCAUCUUCAGCGAAGAAGCCCCCAAAAAGUCCAGCAGUUGAGGAGAAAAAGAAGCCAGAGCGUGAAAAGCCAGUCCCUCCUCCACCGACACCUCCUCCACCACCAGCACCAACCCCAUCCAAAGUAUCCUCCGUGAAAAAAGAAAAGGACAAGGACAAAGACAAAGACAAGGAAAAGGAAAAAGAAAAAGACAAGGAAAAAAUCAAAGAAAAGACCCGGGAGAAGGAAAAAGCAAAGGAACCCAUAAAGGCCGUCAGACCGAGUUCUCCAGACCGCAGAAUCGGGCAGAAGAUCGGUAUGAGACUUCGAAACCUGCUGAAGCUGCCAAAAGCCCACAAGUGGGUCUGCUACGAGUGGUUCUACAGCAACAUCGACAAGACACUGUUCGAGGGCGACAACGACUUCAUGAUCUGCUUGAAGGAAUCUUUCCCUCAGCUUAAGUCGCGCAAGCUGACCCGAGUCGAGUGGUGCAAAAUCCGGAGAAUGAUGGGGAAGCCCCGUCGCUGCUCUCAAUCCUUCUUCGAGGAGGAGCGGAAGGAGCUGGAGCGCAAGAGACAGAAAAUCCGGAUGCUCCAGCAGAGAAAGACUGGAGACGUGAACAGCUUCAAGGAUUUGCCGCCGGAAAUUCCUCUCCAGCUGGUGAUUGGCCAGAAGGUCACUGCGAGGCUCAGGAAGCCUCAGGAUGGUUUGUUCACCGGAAGCAUCGACGCCGUGGACACCAGCAACAACACCUACAGAAUAACCUUCGAGCGAGGCGGUCUGGGUACUCACAGUGUCCCGGAUUAUGAAGUCCUGUCCAACGACCCUCCGGAGACUAUCAGUGUCUCGUCGUUCUCCCAGAAAUUCCGACCUAGACACAUCAGCUACGUCCCCUCGCCUCCUUACGCUCUCAAGUUGCGCUCUCCGAGGGUCAAUAAUGAUCCGCUGAUCUCCAACGCCGCCAUACCCUCGGCCAAGAAGUCCCAGCUUGGCGGCGUGAUCAAUGGCUAUCCGAUAAGACUGCUGGAUAAUAUUGUCAAAGUCACCAAGAUCUUGAACGCCAAGAAAUUGAGGAUCCAGAAGAUCAAGGAGAUGAACACUGCUGCGGAAAAAAGUAAGUCCUUUGGGGAUGAAUUGCCCCAGGAUUUUGAACGCAAGUACGCGGCUAUUGUUGUUGAGCUGGAGAAAAUGAACGCUAGCUUGCAGGAUUACUUGAAUGAUGUUCAGGAACUAUGUCAGGAAAUUGCUCCGGAGCCGAGUAUUGCUGCGAUGCUUGCUCCGAGUCAUUUGAGAGAACGGUGCAGGCAAGAAGCUGCUGAUAUGGUUUCUAGGCAUAAUAUUAUGAGUGAUAAAGGACCUUCUAAGAUGGACCAGCUGGUUACUGAUUUAACUGCUUUGAUGCUUCAAGUCAAGUCACUAUCAGACUCUGACCGCAACGCCUACGAGUUGAAAGUCCUGCAAGGUACAAUGGAGCAAAUCAGAUCAAAAUUGAACCCCAAGAACCAGCAAGUAUUUCAAAAUUGCGUUGAAAUUCACAUGAAACACAUUCAACUUGGCCUUGGACAAAUGGGAGGAUUGACGCCGUUCAUGGCUCCCAAAGCUUAG